Messenger RNA from Sclerotinia sclerotiorum 1980 UF-70, 1521 nucleotides. RefSeq lists its product as hypothetical. Bases 1 to 1521 code for a protein of 506 amino acids. The transcript has a single exon. The record is from RefSeq and is a predicted model, not a curated record. Lineage: Eukaryota; Fungi; Ascomycota; Leotiomycetes; Helotiales; Sclerotiniaceae. Gene Ontology annotation, biological process: lipid metabolic process.
AUGCGCUUUCUUAGCAUCAAUACCAUAUUCGCCAUUACCUUCCUGGGAAUCGCAUCGUCUACUCUCGCACAUCCAACAUUUGCAAAUACGCCAUUGCACCAUGCUGCCUUUCCCGCAUCCAAGCCCAUCGAUCAAUCUGUUUCUGCAUCUCAUACUCGAUCUUCUCCUUCCUCCUCCAUCUCCACGCAAUUCCAAUUAGCGCACAAUCAGCCAACAAUAUCUUUACGCCUCUUCCAUUCUCUGGAAGAAUUAGCCCGUCUAGUCGAUAUAUCCUACUGUAUUGGUACAAGCGGUAUUUCGAAACCUUUUCAAUGCGCUAGUCGCUGCGAUGAGUUUCCUGGGUACGAGUUGGUAGAUACGUUUAAUACAGGGGUGGUGAAAAGUGAUAGUUCUGGAUAUAUUGUACUAGAUCAUGGAUUGCAGAGUGGAGGGGAUGGGAGGGGAGGUAGGAUUAUUGUCGCCUUUAGGGGUACUUAUUCUAUUGCGAAUACGAUUGCGGAUUUGAGUACCGUGCCGCAGGAAUAUAUACCAUAUCCUGAGGAUCCUGAUGACCAGGGUGCUUCUGGUGCUACUUCUGAAACAAGUGUUGUACAGCGGCUCUUCGGUCGAAUUCGUCGACCUUGGCGCUUUAGGUGGCAACAUGCAUUAAAGUCAAUGACAACAAAACAAAAUUUGCGAAAAUUGGAGAGAAAGUGUACAAAUUGUACGGUUCAUACAGGAUUCUAUACAUCAUGGCUUAAUACACGUCCGUAUAUCCUACCGCAUCUUAAUGUCUUGAAACAGAAAUAUCCAGAAUAUCAAUUGCAUCUUGUAGGACAUUCUCUCGGGGGAGCAGUUGCCGCUCUUGCAGGACUAGAACUCGAAGGGAAUGGAUGGAGAACGAUGGUUACAACUUUUGGAGAGCCAAUGAUUGGAAAUGAUGGGUUAAUGGAAUUUAUCGAUGGAGUUUUUGAAUUGGAUGAGAGAGAUCACGAUGGCAUGGAUAGAAGAUAUAGAAAGGUAACACAUGUAGGAGAUCCAGUACCGUUACUUCCUCUAAAAGAGUGGGGUUAUAGAACUCAUGCCGGAGAGAUAUACAUCGGGAAGGAAAAUUUACAACCUGAAGUUCAAGAUAUUCAUCUUUGCUACGGUGAUGAGGAUAAAGAUUGUAUUACUGGAAGUGACGGAGACAAUUUGUGGUUUCAGGGGGAAGAUAUAUCAUCUAUAAUCCCAGUGAACUUUCUCGACGAAAUACGAAAUUCAAAAUGGGGUACUAUCGAAGAAACAGAAGCUAAGACAGAAGAAAAAAAUGAAGAUAUGCAUUUGAAGAAAAUUCAAAAAAGAUGGCUAAAUCUUCCUGUUCCGACGAGAUACAAACUCUGGCAGCUGUUCUUUGCUCAUAGGGAUUAUUUUUGGAGGUUGGGUGUUUGUUUGCCUGGGGGUGAUCCGUUGGAUUGGAGGAGACCGGGGUAUAAUUUUACGGGGAUGGAGACGAAGGGGGAUAGGGAGAGGGAUGGGGAUGGGGAUAUGGAGGAGCUUUGA